ACUUUUGAUCAAUAUGGUUAUAUGUAUGUGUUAGAUUUUGGAAAUUCGCGAGUCCAAAAAUGGUUAAUAGGAAUGACAUAUGGUGUAACAAUUAUAUCGGGAUCGAUGACAAAUCCAUAUGCAAUGCGUUGGGAUUUUUCAAAUAAUCUAUUGGUUGCUGACACUUCAUCACAUCGGAUUAUAUCAUUUAAUGUUGCAUGUCCUCCAACAACAACCACAACUUUAGCACCUCCAAGUAUGUUGACAUUUCUCGAAAUAUAA
Messenger RNA from Adineta ricciae, 261 nucleotides. The record is from the annotation of a GenBank genome assembly. Lineage: Eukaryota; Metazoa; Rotifera; Eurotatoria; Adinetida; Adinetidae.